AAACAAUACACAAAUAUGCCGUCAACACCUUAUCCGAUUGUACACUGUGAAAAUGCAUAUUUCAUACAGAAUGACAGUGCAACGGCUUUGUUGUUACUGCAUGAGACAUGCCUACGUGGCUUGCAAUUAUUGCGAAUGUUUUGUUUACCCGGUGGCUAUAGAAACCCGGGUUGCUACAGGUAUAUAUGCAGAAGGGUACUGUGGCUGUUGCGCACAUUCCUCGACAAUUUCAGGAUCUGUAUGACCGCUUGCCGUACGUAUAACAGAAUAAUGACUGCGGGAAAAUUGUUAAGUUCAGGAAAUAUUUUGCUUGUGACUGUGUUAGCAGUGAUCUUUAAAUUUGGGGACGCACAAAUUACUGGAUGGACAAAACCUAGUGCUAUUACCGGUGCUAGUGGGACUGCGACUGGAAUUUCAAAAGCUGAAGAUGUAGCGGUCAAUAGUGAAAUAGCAGAAUUCACGGCAACCCCAACUGGAAGCGAUACCAUCUCUAGUUACGAAUUACUGACAACUAACACGCCUUUUGAGAUGUCUGCUGCAAAAUUGAAUUUAAAAUCUGCGCUAAAUUUUGAAAGUGCAUCUAGUUAUGUUAUUAAAGUAAAAGCGACUGACAGUGCGUCAAACGUCGGUACUGCCACUGUGACCAUAACAAUAACAGAUGUUAACGAAGCCGCGCCAGCAUUUGGUAAAACUUCCUACACUGUUUGCGUAGCAGAUGGUUCGGCUGCAGGUACGUCGGUCACAACAUUUUCUGCAACUGAUCAAGACACAGCGAAUACAAUCACCUACUCAGUUAACUCUGGAGACACAAACACCGACUUCAAAGUCUCGACAGCCAAACUUGAGGUCAAUACUGGGAAAACCCUUGCUAUGUCUACAACAGCGAAGUAUACUCUUGUGGUACAUGCCACGGAUAACGGCAGUCCGGCAAAAACCGGAACAUCUACUUACACUGUCAACGUCCAGUCGUCAUGUAACGGGGCGGCAGCUUUGACCGUGACAUUGAUGACACUUUUACUGGCACUCAUAGUCUCUUUAAACUAAUUCUCUAAAGCUUACUUUUAAAAUCUCUUUAAUCUUGCAUGAUUCAUAUCACAGUUGCCUUAUAGUUUUUAAAUAUAUUGAAAGACAUAUGGUUAUUAAAAUAGACAACUAUUUUUACAUAACUUUACACAGUUUUAAAGGUCCAUUAUGCCUCAGAAAUUCUUUUAUUUCUCCAAAGCUUUCUUAUUUUUUGUGUACUUUAAUAGUAUCAAAAUAUUAACUCAUUAGCCAAUAACAUGAACCACCUUUUUCUGGUAAUAAGUACAAUUAUAGUGAAUAAGUAUUUUGUAUGAAAGUCGAAAUACUACUUGGUUUACAUUUUGCUGUUUCUAUGACAAAUUAUUUCACGCUACUUUCUGCAGGUAACAGCAACUAAUAUUCUCUGAAACGGUUGUUUAAACAUUAUGAAAUUCAUGUUUGCCCUUUCUAAAAAGGAAAAAAAAAUGUUUCUGAGGCAUAAUUUGCCCUGUUAAACUUGUUAUUAAAUGGAUUAUCAAACACAAAGCAACUGCAGAUUUAUCUGGACAUUGAUAACUAUUUUAUUGACUAUCACUUAUUAUCAGAAAGAUUGGAACUGCAACAACAAUUCAGUUUAACAUAUCAUUUUAAGUGUAAUAAAAGACAAUUUCGUAAAUUAAUGCUCAAUAAAACAAAAGCUAUCAAAAGCAUAUUCGAAUUUUUGGACACAUUUCUUUAUCAUGACACAUAGCUUAUUCGGAUUACUAGAAGUCUAAAUUAUAACAUUUUAAGUGACAUUAUGUCCAUCUAAGGGUAUAUUUAUGAGUGAACGAGUAAAUGUCAAAUUUCCAUUUUGACAUAAUUUAUUUUAAUAUGAAAAUUCAUUUCACAAUAACAGUAAACAACGCAUGGAUUCAUACAAAAAUUUCGUAAAAAUCCACUAGAAUUUACCUUUAACGUUCAUUUUAUAUUUUUGGCAGAUUUAAAUUUUAUCCUAAACAUUUUCCAAUAUGAACUGUUGGUCAAUCUUCAUUUUAAUAGUCAAUUGUUUGAAAUAUAUAGUCAGUUCAGCUCAACUUCACUAUGAAAAUAUGAGCAUAAUGUCACUUUAAGGUUUCAAUGUCAGCCUGUUUUCCAUUUGUAAAACUCUUUCUUUAUAUAUAUAUACGUAUUUUUAUAAUUUUAUAAGAAAUAUAGUAUGUAAGGUGAGAUGAUUUUUCAUUUAAGGAUGCACACAAGAAACACUACCUAAACUGUUGUUAAAUUUGCUUUUGAAUGUAUUGGCUGAUGUGGAGGUUUAUUAUAUGUAAAAGAGAACACUUUAAAGGAACUCCACUGAGGUCCAAAAUCCACAAAAAAAACCCAUACAAUUUGAAUUUCUUACAUAAAUCAGCUGGGACUCUUAAAACACUCUUAAAACAGUAAUAUAUGCAACUAAUAAUUAUGAAUAUACUAAGAAAUAAAUUGCAACUACUCUUUGCCACUCUUUGUCCGGUUUUAGUGAAAAGUGUUGAAACAAUAAUUUCUAAAAGUUAUUUUUAGUCCGGCCAUUUGUAAAACCCUCAGUGGAGUCCCUUUAAGUAGACAAAUUUCUGCAAAGUUAUAGGUAAUUUGUGUGAAGUGAAAAAAUAAAAUGGAGGCGUGCUGCCUUUCAGAUUGCCUUGAAAGGAAAAUGUAUGGUAGCAUCCGAAGAGUCUACUCCCUUUAAUACUUCGUGUGAUGUGUAUUUUUCAUUGGUGUUAUUGUUUGAACAGUGUAAUGAAAUCAGUUAUGAGAUACAACCAGUAUCGAUGUUUGAUUCAUCUCACUUUUGUUGUUUCGUAAAAAAUGUAUUGUUGUCCUAGAACAAAAGCAAAAUGUACUCAAAAAUAUACACUGAAAGAUUUUUUGAUUAUUUGUUUAAUUAUCAGUAUAACGAAUUUAAUGAUAUAAUCAACACUUUUGUUUCAUAAUUAUUUUCAUUGGGUCAAUGAAAAUGACGUCACCAUAAUGGCUGGUCAGCAUAAUGGAUUUAACUCAAUAAAGGAUUGGAGCAGUACCUCUAGACGCUUGCAAAAAUCAUAACUAGAAAAUAGACAAAUAUCUUUUUUUUUCGCCGAUUUUUACAUUUUUUAUUCAUUAUCGUACAGAAAUCGGUGUGAAAAGAUGAAUUAGACCUUUUAAAGCUCAUUCUGUUGGGUAAAAAGGCAAAUUUAAGCAUUUUAUUCAAGCGCCGUGUCCGGUAUAUAUCGGAAUACGGUAUUUAGUGCGACGCUCCAAUCCUUUCUUUUAAGUCACACUCCAGCUUAAUAGGUAUGUCAUUGCGACGUCAUUAUUGUAUUUUAUUGGAUCUACUGAAUUAUUAAUUCAAUAUCAUGUUAUUAUUACAUAUAUUGGACCUAUUGAAUGUGACGUCAUUAUUACAUAUAUUGGGCCUAUUGAAUGUGACGUCAUUAUUACAUAUAUUGGAUCAAUUCAAUUGGUAUGUCAAUGUGACGUCAUUAUGACACGUAUUGGGUUCAUUGAAUCAGUACGUAAAUGUGACGUCAUAAUAAGUAAAAUUGGUUUAAGGCUAUUAGUUUGACAAUGUGCAUUUUCUAACUUUGCAUUAUCUAUGUAUUCUGGUGAGAAAUAAAAGGAAACAAUACAG
Ruditapes philippinarum (Manila clam) is the source of this 3631-nucleotide messenger RNA. RefSeq names its product protocadherin alpha-3-like. The record is from RefSeq and is a predicted model, not a curated record. Gene Ontology annotation, molecular function: calcium ion binding; cadherin binding. Gene Ontology annotation, biological process: homophilic cell-cell adhesion. Gene Ontology annotation, cellular component: membrane; catenin complex. Bases 16 to 1044 code for a protein of 342 amino acids. The transcript has 5 exons. NCBI's taxonomy places the organism in Eukaryota, Metazoa, Mollusca, Bivalvia, Venerida, Veneridae.